This is a messenger RNA of Nerophis ophidion (straightnose pipefish), 1125 nucleotides long. Its product is annotated as SH3 domain-containing YSC84-like protein 1. The record is from RefSeq and is a predicted model, not a curated record. Bases 207 to 1109 code for a protein of 300 amino acids. The transcript has 8 exons. Gene Ontology annotation, molecular function: phosphatidylinositol binding. NCBI's taxonomy places the organism in Eukaryota, Metazoa, Chordata, Actinopteri, Syngnathiformes, Syngnathidae. Gene Ontology annotation, cellular component: ruffle membrane.
AGGAGCCUGCGAGUGGCUUGUGGUUGCGCACGCAGCCGAAAACUGUCAGGUGAGGCGGAAGUGAAGUGAUUUCAGGGAACAAAAUGACCGUGCGUCGUCCCACCUGUUGCAGGUAAACUUCCCGAGCUCGCGACACGCAAAAGCUGCUGGUCCAAACGCAAAUGGUGAAAAAUGACUUUUAACCUUAGACUAAAACGGUCCUGCCCAUGUCUGCAGUGAACAACCCCAUUCCUUCCAACCUGAAAUCAGAAGCCAAGAAAGCAGCUAAGAUCCUCAGAGAAUUCACUGAAAUCUCCAACAGGAAUGGGCCGGACAAACUAAUCCCAGCUCAUGUCAUCGCCCGGGCUGAGGGGCUGGCCAUUAUCUCCGUGGUCAAGGCCGGCUUCGUGAUCACAGCCAGAGGAGGCAGCGGCGUGGUCAUCGCCAGGCUGGCUGACAGACGUUGGUCUGCUCCUUCUGCAAUUGGCAUCGCCGGCCUGGGCGGUGGGUUCGAAAUUGGCGUGGAGGUGUCCGAUCUAGUGAUCAUCCUAAACCAGCGUCGAGCCAUUGAUGCCUUCACAAAAGGCGGGAACUUGACCCUGGGUGGGAACUGCACGGUUGCAGUUGGUCCAGUUGGCAGGAAUGUGGAGGCCGAUGUUGCCCUGCGCAACAUGUCUGCCAUCUACACCUACUGCCGCUCCAGAGGUUUGUUUGCCGGCAUCUCUCUGGAGGGCUCCUACCUGAUUGAACGCAAAGACACCAACCGCAAGUUCUAUGCCCGGAACCUGCGAGCGUCUGCCAUCUUGAACGGCGACGUGGAGCCGCCGCAGGAGUGCUACGACCUCUACCACAUCUUAGACGCCUACACGGAUGCUUAUGUGGAUGACUGGACCAGCAAAAAUGCCCCCGUAAAGUCGUCACGUCCUCCAGCCAGACCUCCAGCUCCAUCAUCCCAGCAGCGAGCAGCAACCAGCUUCCAAACACCAGCAAACCAGCGAGCAGCAACCAGCUUCCAAACACCAGCAAACCAGCGAGCAGCAAGCAGCUUCCAAACACCAGCAAACCCUGGUAUGUUGAGACAGAAGAAGCCGAGUGCAACUGUACUUGUACUCUGCUGUUAUCUACUGUAGAUCAGGGGGGUCCAAA